This is a messenger RNA of Physella acuta, 1150 nucleotides long. RefSeq names its product 15-hydroxyprostaglandin dehydrogenase [NAD(+)]. Lineage: Eukaryota; Metazoa; Mollusca; Gastropoda; Physidae. Gene Ontology annotation, molecular function: oxidoreductase activity, acting on the CH-OH group of donors, NAD or NADP as acceptor. The record is from RefSeq and is a predicted model, not a curated record. Gene Ontology annotation, cellular component: cytoplasm.
UUGCCCCCUCCAAACCCGCCAGAUAAGUGACGGAUAGUAUUGAUUCUGAACUUUGUACUGAACUUUGACCUACUCAAUAAAAUUCUAAAAUGUCUAUUAUAGGGCCUAAUGAUAUUGAUAAUACAUUUUAGCAGUUACUAUAGGCUAUAGGCUUAUAUCUAGACCUAGAUGUCUAUACUCGCUUAGAUACCGUUAAACUGUGACUGAAGCAUCCAUUUUCAAAAGCAUCUAGAUCUAGACUCUAGAUCUACAAAUUAAUACGUUAUCGAAUAAGAUUUAGAUCUAUAAAUGCAAAUGAUGAAUUGUACAGCAUUCGUAACUGGUGCAGCACAGGGGUUGGGUAAAGCAUUCUCUGAAGCACUGUUACAUCGUGGAGCAAGGGUAUGCUUAACAGAUGUCCAAGUAAACAAAGGACAGCAAGUAGAAAGUGUUUUGCAAAAGAAAUAUGGGCAAGAUAAGGUGUUUUUUCUGCCUUGUGAUGUGUCCUCUGAAGAAAAUCUGAAAAGUUCUUUUCAAAAAGCUGUUUCAAAAUUUGGUCAUGUAAAUCUGAUGGUAAACAAUGCAGGAAUAGUUGAUGAGUCAAACUUAAAGUCAGUUGUUAAUAUUAACCUGGUUGGAGUAAUUCAAGGUUCUUUGUUGGCUAUAGAACACAUGAGAAAAGAUAAGGGUGGCAAAGGUGGAAAAAUCAUUAAUAUUGCAUCAAUGGCAGGUUUAACAGGAGUCUAUUUCAGCCCAUUUUACAGUGCUACUAAAUUUGGUGUAGUGGGAUUUCAUUUAAGCUGGGCAGGGAAUCCUCAUAAUGAGAAGUUAGGUUUACAGUUUGGAUGUCUAUGCCCAGCCUUUGCAGCAACACCUAUUAUAGAGAUGAAUGAAAAUCAAAUGCUUUACUUUGAAGAAGGAAAAAAGUUGAUUGAACAACUUGGUGUUAUCAAAGUUGAAACCGUGGUGGAUGGAUUUUUGCAACUGGCUGAAUCGGAAAACUGUAAUGGGGACCUUAUAAAAAUUUCAGUGAAAGAUGGCAUUCAACAUGCCAGAAAAGGCCAAGUAGUAAAAACAAGUCGAUUAUAAAUAACUAUAUCCCUGCCAUUUUGGGAGAUGCUAUGGACCAAGCUUUUUUUUUUAUUGUAUGUAAAAAAGUAAAAUUUAAUUA